AUGUUUGGGCAGAGCUUGCGCAGGUUCUCUACCUCCUUGGUUCCCAGAAGCCACUAUGAGGAGGGCCUAGGGAAGAACCUGCCCUUUUCAAUAGAAAACAAAUGGCGGUUGCUGGUAAUGGUAACUGUGUACUUUGGAUCUGGAUUUGCUGCACCUUUCUAUAUAUUAAGACAUCAAAUACUUAAGAAAUAAGAUUCUCCUACACAGAAAUCAAAUU
Messenger RNA from Dromiciops gliroides (monito del monte), 217 nucleotides. Its product is annotated as cytochrome c oxidase subunit 7C, mitochondrial-like. The transcript is spliced from 2 exons. NCBI's taxonomy places the organism in Eukaryota, Metazoa, Chordata, Mammalia, Microbiotheria, Microbiotheriidae. The record is from RefSeq and is a predicted model, not a curated record. Gene Ontology annotation, biological process: mitochondrial electron transport, cytochrome c to oxygen. The coding region runs from base 1 to 192 and encodes 63 amino acids.